Molecule: messenger RNA, 3828 nt
Organism: Mugil cephalus (flathead mullet)
Lineage: Eukaryota; Metazoa; Chordata; Actinopteri; Mugiliformes; Mugilidae
Gene: rhbdf1b
Product: rhomboid 5 homolog 1b (Drosophila)
Exons: 17
Coding region: 641-3001 (786 amino acids)
Biological process (GO): regulation of epidermal growth factor receptor signaling pathway; regulation of protein secretion
Cellular component (GO): endoplasmic reticulum membrane
Molecular function (GO): serine-type endopeptidase activity
Source: RefSeq, a predicted model, not a curated record
AGGCAGACACAGAGAGAGAGAGAGAGAGAGAGAAGAGCUCAUUGAUAGCAAUCGCUUGGCAUUUGAAGAGGGGGGAUGUUCAGUUUGACAAAGACCAGAGCUGCCGUCUUCUUUGCCUAGUGGGUCACAUCCUUGCAUGUGAACUCUCGAGGAAGGACACAUGGACGCCUGCCAGCCACAGACACAGUCUCUCACACAUCCACUGUGUGCUGGUGACACAAGUUCAGGGGAAAAAAAUAAUUGCCUCCCACUCUCUGUGUGAUCGGUGGGGGCGUCUAGCCUGAAGAAAGCUUGAAGUUGUUUGUUUUUUUUUUUUGUUUGGUUUUUAUAUAUAUUGACGUCAGGAUGUUCACCGUAGAAAUCAGAUUCAGCUUCCCUCCCUUAACCUGGAGCUCACUGCUGAGAACGACGGGCGGAUGUGCAACAGAGUCUGGACAUGUGUGUUGAUCCUCUUCUCUUUGCGUAACAGCGAGGCACUGCUGGCCUGGAUAUCAGGAAAUCCCCUUAUGGAACAUUGUAUGUGUGAUUCGCAGAGGAUCAGUUUGCAGCCGGCGGAUCAGUGUUUAUUAGGAGUCAGGGGGUAAGCAGGGACAGUGAUGCUGGCGAUGGAGGCGACUCAGCUCUUUGGUUCCAAUCGGGUAUGACCCUGACCCUGAACCCCUCCUGGAGCACUCAGGACAGGGGUACGGCCGACUGGUUCGGGGUGAGCAAGGACACCGACAGCACCCAGCGAUGGAGGAGGAAGAGCCUGCAGCACUGCAGCCAGCUGUACGGGGGUCUGAAGGCGCAGGUGAUGAGGGAGAUGGAGCUACACAGCCAGGACAAUCUCUCCCUGGCCAGCACUGAGACCCCUCCUCCCCUCUACCUCCCUCCCCUCCACCCCAGUCACCGCCACUAUGGCAUGCAGAGGAUCGUAGACCCCCUGGCCCGGGGUCGCGCCUUCCGUGUGGUGGAAGAGGUGGACGGCCUGAGUGUGCCGCAGACUCCCAUGACGCCCGGCACCGCGUCCCUCUGCUCAUUUUCCAGCUCCCGCUCCGCCCUCAACCGGUUGCCACGGCGACGCAAGCGGGAGUCCGUGGCGGUCAUGAGCCUCAAGGCUGCAGCGGCUCUAAUGAAGGGGCGGACGUUAGGUGAUAGCACGGCUGGGCGACCUCACAGGCGGAGUUUCAUGCCUCCUAGUUUCUUUGAUGACGACACCAUAGAUUUUCCUGAUGAUCUCGAUACCUCCUUUUUCACCAGAGAUGGCCUGCAGGAUGAUUUGUCGAGCUACGCAGACGAGGUUUUUGAGACACCAUCAGAGGCCGCCCUCAAAGAGCUGGAUGAGGGUGAGCUCACAGGAAGUGCGCUGGAUAAGAACGAACUGGAGAGGAGUCAUCUCAUGCUGCCCUUAGAGCGAGGAUGGAGGAAGGCAAAAGACGGCUCUCCGGUCCAGCCGAAAGUGCGCCUGAAACAGGAAGUAGUGAGCGUCAACAGCCAACAACAGCGGGGACAAAGAAUCGCGGUUCCCGUUAAGAAGCUGUUUGCCCGGGAGAAGAGGCCGUACGGGCUGGGCAUCGUCGGACGUCUCACAAACCGGACGUACCGCAAGCGCAUCGACAGCUACGUCAAGAGGCAGAUUGAAGACAUGGACGAUCACAGGCCUUUCUUUACCUACUGGAUCACAUUUGUCCAUUUGCUCGUUACCAUUCUGGCUGUCGCUAUCUACGGCAUUGCCCCUGUGGGCUUCACACAGCACGAAACCGUCGACUCUGUAUUGAGGAACAAGGGAGUCUAUGAAAAUGUCAAGUUUGUACAACAACAGAACUUCUGGGUGGGCCCAAGCUCUGAAGCCCUGAUUCACCUGGGGGCCAAGUUUUCCCCCUGCAUGCGUCAAGACGAAGAGAUUCACAAUCUGAUCCAGGAGAAGAGAGCGAGGGAGAGAGAGUCGGGCUGCUGUGUGAGGAACGAUCGCUCCGGCUGCCUUCAGACUUUGCAAGAGGAGUGUUCGAGCACCCUGGCAGUGUGGGUGAAGUGGCCUCAGCACCCCAGCGCUCCGCAUUUGAAUGGUGAAGUGCGGCAGUACGGUUCAGUCUGCCAUCAGGACCCCAGGAUUUGUCUGGAGCCGGCCUCGGUUUCACCUCACGAGUGGCCGGAUGACAUCACCCAGUGGCCAGUGUGCACGCGGUACAGCUCCGUGAAUCACACCACCAACCUCCCCCACAUCGACUGCACCAUCACCGGCCGGCCCUGCUGCAUCGGGACCAAAGGACGAUGUGAAAUCACAUCCAGAGAAUACUGUGACUUCAUGCACGGCUACUUCCAUGAGGAGGCCACUCUCUGCUCUCAGGUGGCUUGCAUGGAUGAUGUGUGUGGUUUGCUGCCUUUCCUCAACCCAGAGGUCCCCGAUCAGUUUUCCAGGCUGUGGUUGUCUCUGUUUCUUCACGCUGGGAUCCUGCACUGCCUGGUGUCGGUGCUGUUCCAGAUGACGGUGCUGAGAGACAUCGAGAAGCUGGCGGGCUGGCUGAGAAUCUCCAUCAUCUACGUGCUGAGCGGCAUUACUGGCAACUUGGCAUCUGCCAUCUUCCUUCCUUACAGAGCGGAGGUGGGUCCCGCAGGCAGCCAGUUUGGCAUCCUGGCCUGUCUGUUCGUGGAGCUGUUUCAGAGCUGGCAGAUCCUGGAGCGACCGUGGCGGGCGUUCGCAAAGCUGCUGGCCAUCUCAGUCUUCUUGUUCUCCUUCGGCCUGCUCCCCUGGAUCGACAACUUCGCCCACGUCUGUGGUUUUGUGUCAGGAUUCUUCCUGUCCUUUGCCUUCCUGCCAUACAUCAGCUUCGGGCCCUCUGAUAUGUACCGGAAGCGUGUCCAGAUCUGCGUCUUCCUGCUGGUCUUCCUGGGUCUGCUCUCCGCCCUGGCCGUUCUCUUCUACGUCUACCCCGUGAAGUGCGAGUGGUGCGAGUACCUCACCUGCAUCCCGAUCACGGACAAGUUCUGCGAGAAGUACGACCUAAACGCACACAUCUCCUGAGCUUCAGUCUACGGCAAAUCUGCUGGACUGUUUCUGCACUGGUCGUUGAAGGAUGAACUUAAAAAUGAGACUGGGCGAUAAACAGCAUUUCAGGAUUUUGCGUACUUUGGAAAGGUACACAAUGAGACUGUAUGAAUAAAUGCUUAGCAUGCAAGUAUUUGACGAAAAUAAUCCACACGCAUGAGAAUGAAAGAGACGACGUAAAGUUCAGUGAAAAGGUCUAAUGACUGAUUUAUGUGUGGUUGAUCUCUAGCUGGACUAAUGAAUGACCAGUCACACUGGAAGACGGUUACAAAUCAUUUACCUCUCUUCUUUUGCAAAACCGACCCAACAGCACCACUUAGUGGCCAAAAGGACCAUUACAGUAAAGGACUUGUGUUUCUUUUUUUUUUUUUUACUUUUCUAUUGAUGUUCAAACUGUUUCGUCCAGUUACUGGAUGUCCUUCGAGUUAAAACUCGCCAAGAAUUUAGGCACUAAAACCUUUAAAUGUGCCUUAUUGAUAAACACAACCACACACAUCUCGCCUGUUUUUGCCAUGUACGUGUCAGCAGCUCCUGACAUUAGGAAGCUGCUUUUCACAACCUGACAAAUCAUUGAUCACAUUUGUUUUUACAUCAGUGGUGUGGUUUUACCGGCCUUUACCAGCACUUCAGGCACAAACUGAUUGUUUUAUACAUUCGCCGUGUGUUAUGUCUGUACAUAAAACACUUUGUUAACCUGCUAUGUUGUGAAUUGCUGUUACAAAGGUCAUUUAGUGUGUUUUUCUAUAUUAUUAAAUGUGGUAGCGUUUUAGCUACCUGACAGUAAACACGAGACAUAAACUUUU